AUCGAUUUAGUAACGAAUCAAUUUCUGUUUAUUAUUAUCGUACAAAACGUAGUUCGUCAAUGUGCGCAGUAGCACAAUCUGCAAACACUGCCACAAACGAGCCUCCACUUCCGGACGACAAUAUUGUUGUAAUGUUGUCUAUCUUCAUAGAAAUUUGAUGGUGUUCGUGUCAAUAAUAUAAAGCCAAUUGCUUUAUAGCUUUAUUCACUGGAAUAUUGUAAAUUUCUUAUUGUUUUCAUUAUUUUCUUCGCUGUGCGUCAUUUAAUAAAACAAUAAUUGCGAUAAACUAUCAACAAAAACCCAGUAUUCUUGUCUAGGCAAAAACCUACUUAGGUAGUUAUUGUUUUGGCUUAUUAUUAGUGUUUAGUGAUAAAUUAACUUUUUAAAUAACGUUGACGUAUUUAUUUUACAUUUUGCGCUUUAAUGAUAUUGUCCUAUUUGAUUUUUUUUUUUUAUUAUUAUUAUUGAAAUAACCAAUUCAUUGUUGUUUCUUGUGCUAAAAAGAUAAAUCGGAACUCUUUUCAAGUCGAUUAGCGGUUAGUAUAUAUUUUCAAAAUUUUGGACAGUUUUUAAAAUGAGACACGUAUACCCACAUUCCAUGUCAAAUAAUUCAGUAAGCAGAAGUCAAAAUAUGAGUUCACAGUCAGUUGAAACAGAGUCUGAUGUUACUGAAACUAAUGAUAGUGAUACUGCUGAUUCAUAUCAAAUUGUUUCAAGUACUACUGACGAUGUAUUGUUAAAAAAUAAAGAAACAUUAAAUUCUUCUGAAGUAUCUAUUUCAUCUACUGACGAUAGCAAUGUUAAUACAUCAAAUGAUGCGAAAGCAGUUGAGCGUAAAUCCAGAUCUAGAUCUCGGUCUUCAAAUGACUCUUCGGGCUCGGAAUCAGAUUCUUCUUUACAUUCAGCUUCUGGAUCCGGUACAAGGAAAUCUAAAUUUCGAUCAAGAAAUAUGUUGCAAAGUCAAUCAAGAUCAAAGUCAAAAUCUCGUUCAAGAUCUAAGUCAAAAUCUCGUUCAAGAUCUAAAUCUAGAUCUUCUUCAGUAUCGUCAGUGGGUUCUCAUUCAUCUUUUAAAAAAAGUAAAAUAAAACGUAAAAUUGUAUCUGAUUCGGAAGAUGACGAUGUUCCACAUAACCUAGUUGAAAUCGAUUCUGAUGAUGGCCGAGAUCACCGUCAAGAACUAGAGGAUAACAUAGUAGAGAAAAAAAAAUUUAAAAAGGUUAAAAUUAUGUCAGAUUCUGAAUCUGAGGAAGAUGAUGAUGCCAACAAUGUACCCAUUAAGAGUCCAGUUGUUCGUGAGGAACACGCUGUAUCUGAUGAUGAAUUGGCUUUAGAUGUGUUACCAGAAUUAACAGAUGAUUCCGAUAAUGAAGAUGAUCCAAGUGCAGUAAUUGGCACAAGCCCUAGCAAAAGUAGUGCUACUAAUAAAAACGAAGAGGAUCUUGAUGAUCCUGAUGAACGCGAUAAUCAUAAUAGUGAUAAUAAUCCAGCAUCAGAUUUUGAACUUAUGAUGAUGCGUAAAAAAGAAGAACAAUCAAUGAAACGUCGCAGGAAGGAUAUAGAUAUUAUAAAUGAUAAUGAUGAUAUUAUUGCUGGAUUAAUUAGUGAUAUGAAAAAUGCUGCUGAAUGUGAUCGACAAUUAAACAAAGAAGGAAAACCUGCGAUUAACAAAAUUACAAUGUUGCCAAAGUGUUUAUCUCAAUUAAAGAAACACAAUUUGAUGUUAGCUUUUAUUGAGCACAAUGUAUUAAAUGUUUUUACUGAUUGGCUAGCUCCUAUGCCAGAUAGAAGUUUGCCUUCUUUGCAAGUCCGCGAGUCAUUAAUAAAACUUUUAGCUGAUUAUCCUCCAAUUGAACAAUCUACUCUCAAGUAUUCUGGUAUUGGUAAGGCUGUCAUGUAUUUGUACAGACACCCAAAAGAAACUAAAGAAAAUAGAGAACGUGCUGGUCGUCUUAUAAAUGAAUGGGCUCGUCCAAUUUUUAAUUUGUCAACAGAUUUUAAAGCAAUGUCCAAAGAAGAAAGGGAAGAACGAGAUCUGGAACAAAUGCCUAGGCGGAAGCGUACAAGUGUAGAUGAUAACAAACACGAUGAUGAUGAUGACGAUGACGAUGAUGGUCCAAAAACAUUAAAACCAGGUGACAAAGGUUGGAUUGCCAGAGCCCGUGUACCUACUCCAUCAAAUAAGGAUUAUGUGGUUAGACCAAAGUCAAUAACAGAUGCUGAUAUUUCAAGGGCUGUAAAGCGACCAAUGAACCGUUUUGAAAAGCAUUUAAAGAAUUAUAUGGAUAGCAAGAGAAAUAAUCAAUCUAAACGUGCAGUUCCAAUAUCAAUAGAAGGAAGAAAAAUGGGGUUGUAAAUGUUUUUAUAUUGUAACUAUGCUUAUUUUUAAGUCAUUGUAAAAACUUCGUUUGAUUAUUAGUAUAUUUUCAUUUUUCAUUUAUUUAGUACUUAAUUCAAUAAGUUUAUUAACUAUAAAACAAAUAUUAGUUAUAAGUACUUAAUUUAGUAUACAUUUGUAUUAGUAUAUUUAUAAUUAUCUCAUAAAAUUAAUUACAUUUAACAUUUUAAUGUAUUUAAAGUUCUAUAAUAACAUAGGCUAUAAUUAUAAGUUUUACAUUAGGUUAAUCAUUAUGAAUACCGUCAAGAUAUAAAUUUGGUUUAAUUGUAGUCGGACAAAAUAAAAUAUCAAACAAAAAAGUACUUUUAAA
Aphis gossypii (cotton aphid) is the source of this 2705-nucleotide messenger RNA. RefSeq names its product protein IWS1 homolog. Gene Ontology annotation, cellular component: nucleus. Gene Ontology annotation, biological process: poly(A)+ mRNA export from nucleus. The transcript is spliced from 12 exons. NCBI's taxonomy places the organism in Eukaryota, Metazoa, Arthropoda, Insecta, Hemiptera, Aphididae. The record is from RefSeq and is a predicted model, not a curated record. Bases 575 to 2353 code for a protein of 592 amino acids.